GGGACAUUUCACCCCCGCAAUGGCCGGUGGCGCAUCCCAACUGUUGCCCGGCAGCGGUGGGAAGGGAAUCAUCGACGCGACGCAACAAAAAGAAAAUGGAGGACAAGAUGAAGAAGGUAACACACACAGCAAAUCUGGACAAAUUGGUUGAAGACUUUGUCCUUUUGGAGCAGAAAAUAGCCGAAAUUCAGGGGAACAACAGUCUCCUGGAAAUUCAACUGGAGGAAGCGAAUCGUUUGGUGAAACUGACGCAGACUAAAGAAAACUGUUGGAAAGAAGAAUGUGUUUUGCUGCAUGGAGUGAUAGAUGGACUGCAAGGCACCAUCCAAAAACAAUAUAAUGUGAGAGACGAAAAUGGAAAUUUAAAAAGAAGGAUCAAGGAAAUGGAGGAGAACUUAAAAUUGGUUGAACAGGAAGAUAAAGAACAUGUGGAGAAGCUGCAGUUACAGGUGAACACAAUGGAGCAGGAGCACCAGAUGGAGCGUGCUGAGAUUCACCAGAAACUGACCAGACAAUUUGAAACAAAGGAGGCUGAACUCAAGGGGAUUAUUGACAAAAAGGAGACGGAAAUUCAGCUGCUGAACAGACAGCUCUGUUCUCAAGAGAGGGAAAAGCAAAGUGAGAUCAUCAAAUUACAAAUGGAGUUUAACAGCAAGCUUGUGAAGAUCCAGAGCACCUCAAUGAAAUCACCACAUCACGAUUUGUCUGUCCUGCCUCACAACAUCUUCAAGAGGAAGUUGCAGCAUCUGCAGGAGGAGAAAAACCGAGAGAUUGCAGGUCUUCGGCGGACCAUUCGCGAGCUAGAACAGCAGCAAGACUACAGUCACAGCCUGCAGCUGAAACGCAGGAAGUUUUAGUGUCAGUGUUCUGGCACAGCCACACGCGCGCGACCUGAGGCAUGGGUUGAGGCGGUUGUUCAGCUCCUGCCACUCAGCUGCUCUUGGUCUUACAAAGAGCCUUGCUGUGGCAGGGAAAUUCAGUUUUGGUUCUGAAAGCUGAAGGUGUGUGAGAGGAUCAGCUAGCUGCUGGUUGCACUAGCCUUCUUGCUCGUUCAGUCUCACUGACGGGGACUGACAUGGAGGUAGAGAACGCUGGUGGAUGUCACUCCUGCAAGUGUUUCAUUCCAGGCGCUGGAAAUUAAUUUGUCCCACGUGUUUCAAUGUGUAAGGAUGCGUCUUUCAUUCAUUGUUCAAAUGAGUUUAAAUAAAUG
Messenger RNA from Leucoraja erinaceus (little skate), 1210 nucleotides. RefSeq names its product coiled-coil domain-containing protein 152-like. Lineage: Eukaryota; Metazoa; Chordata; Chondrichthyes; Rajiformes; Rajidae. Bases 96 to 857 code for a protein of 253 amino acids. The transcript has 9 exons. The record is from RefSeq and is a predicted model, not a curated record.